Messenger RNA from Cercocebus atys (sooty mangabey), 13954 nucleotides. It is a transcript of the gene LYST, whose product is annotated as lysosomal trafficking regulator. Gene Ontology annotation, molecular function: protein kinase binding. The coding region runs from base 622 to 12033 and encodes 3803 amino acids. The transcript is spliced from 53 exons. The record is from RefSeq and is a predicted model, not a curated record. Gene Ontology annotation, cellular component: cytosol; membrane. Gene Ontology annotation, biological process: intracellular protein localization. NCBI's taxonomy places the organism in Eukaryota, Metazoa, Chordata, Mammalia, Primates, Cercopithecidae.
GAGAGAGGGCCACUCGCCUUCCUGGUGACACAGAGAUAUCCUAGCCCCGUUACCAAAUGAAAAAGCAACGCAAGGGCUUCUAAGAAGCCAUCCCAAUGACCUUUUGACUUUGAGAAGAGCAGUCUUCACAGCAGAGGGUUUGGGGUUUUGGCCUCUUUCCGCAGUUUAUUCAUUCUUAUAUGGGAAAGUUGUAUUCUGAGGUUUCUGUGGUGCAUGAAGCUUUUGCCUUCACCAUCUGUUCCUGUGUCUUCCCUGGGUGACAUCAGAGUACAGCAGAAAUUUCCCUUGCCAUCUAAUGGGGUUUUGGGCUGUUUGACUCAACCGUGCAUGUUCCUCAAUGCCAGGAGAAUAAUCCUACCCUAAGUCAGCUGAGCAGAAGCCAGGAUCUAACUGCAAACAAGAGACCCGGCUUGCCUAACGGCAUGGAAGAGACCAGUUUCAUUGCAGCUACCUGGGAAGAUGGUUGCUAAUUAGCCUGCAACAAAGAGUUCCUUGCUCAUCUAAAGAAGGUAAUCACUGUUCAGGUGAAGCUUUGUUCUAAGAAUAUUUGUUUCAUCUAGUUUAUGAGCCCAAAUGAUAUAGACUCUAAAUGUUAUAGCAGUGGUGAAAGACUGCUCGGUCAUGAGCACCGACAGUAACUCAUUGGCACGUGAAUUUCUGACUGAUGUCAACCGGCUUUGCAAUGCAGUGGUCCAGAGAGUGGAGGCCAGGGAGGAAGAAGAGGAGGAGACACACAUGGCAACCCUCGGACAGUACCUUGUCCGUGGUCGAGGAUUUCUAUUACUUACCAAGCUAAAUUCUAUCAUUGAUCAGGCAUUGACAUGUAGAGAAGAACUCCUGACUCUUCUUCUGUCUCUCCUUCCACUGGUAUGGAAGAUACCUGUCCAAGAAGAAAAGGCAACAGAUUUUAAUCUACCGCUCUCAGCUGAUAUAAUCCUGACCAAAGAAAAGAACUCAAGCUCACAAAGAUCCACUCAGGAAAAAUUACAUUUAGAAGGAAGUGCCCUGUCUAGUCAGGUUUCUGCAAAAGUAAAUGUUUUUCGAAAAAGCAGACGACAGCGUAAAAUUACCCAUCGCUAUUCUAUAAGAGAUGCAAGAAAGACACAGCUGUCCACCUCAGAUUCAGAAGCCAAUUCAGAUGAAAAAGGCAUAACAAUGAAUAAGCAUAGAAGGCCCCAUCUGCUGCAGCAUUUUGUAACAUCGUUUCCUAAAGAAGACCACCCUAAAGCUAAACUUGACCACUUAACAACCAAAGAAGAACAGACUCCUCCAGAUACUAUGGCUUUGGAAAAUUCCAGAGAGAUUAUUCCAAGACAGGAGUCAAACACUGACAUUUUAAGUGAGCCAGCUGCCUUGUCUGUUAUCAGUAACAUGAACAAUUCUCCGUUUGACUUAUGUCAUGUUUUGUUAUCUUUAUUAGAAAAAGUUUGUAAGUUUGACAUUACCUUGAAUCAUAAUUCUCCUUUAGCAGCCAGUGUAGUGCCCACACUAACUGAAUUCCUAGCAGGCUUUGGGGACUGCUGUAGUCUGAGUGACAACUUGGAGAGUCGAGUAGUUUCUGCAGGUUGGACUGAAGAACCAGUGGCUUUGAUUCAAAGGAUGCUCUUUCGAACAGUGUUGCAUCUUCUGUCAGUAGAUGUUAGUACUGCAGAGAUGAUGCCAGAAAAUCUUAGGAAAAAUUUAACUGAAUUGCUUAGAGCAGCUUUAAAAAUUAGAACAUGCCUAGAAAAGCAGCCUGACCCUUUUGCACCAAGACAAAAGAAAACACUGCAGGAGGUUCAGGAAGAUUUUGUGUUUUCAAAGUAUCGUCAUAGAGCCCUUCUUUUACCUGAGCUUUUGGAAGGAGUUCUUCGGAUUCUGAUCUGUUGUCUUCAGAGUGCAGCUUCAAAUCCCUUCUACUUCAGUCAAGCUGUGGAUUUGGUUCAAGAAUUCAUUCAGCAUCAUGGAUUUAAUUUAUUUGAAACAGCAGUUCUUCAAAUGGAAUGGCUGGUUUUAAGAGAUGGAGUUCCUCCUGAGGCCUCAGAGCAUUUGAGAGCCCUAAUAAAUAGUGUGAUGAAAAUAAUGAGCACUGUCAAAAAGGUGAAAUCAGAGCAACUUCAUCAUUCGAUGUGUACAAGAAAAAGGCACAGACGAUGUGAAUAUUCUCAUUUUAUGCAUCAUCACCGAGAUCUCUCAGGUCUUCUGGUUUCAGCUUUUAAAAACCAGGUUUCCAAAAACCCAUUUGAAGAGACUGCAGAUGGAGAUGUUUAUUAUCCUGAGCGGUGCUGUUGCAUUGCGGUGUGUGCCCAUCAGUGCUUGCGCUUACUACAGCAGGCUUCCUUGAGCAGCACUUGUGUCCAGAUCCUCUCGGGUGUUCAUAACAUUGGAAUAUGCUGUUGUAUGGAUCCCAAAUCUGUAAUCGUUCCUUUGCUCCAUGCUUUUAAGUUGCCAGCACUGAAAAAUUUUCAGCAGCAUAUAUUGAAUAUCCUUAACAAACUUAUUUUGGAUCAGUUAGGAGGAGCAGAGAUAUCACCAAAAAUUAAAAAAGCAGCUUGUAAUAUUUGCACUGUUGACUCUGACCAACUAGCCCAAUUAGAAGAGACACUGCAGGGAAACUUACGUGAUGCUGAACCCUCCUCAAGUUCAUCCACUCCUUCUUAUAGAUUUCAAGGGAUCCUGCCUAGCAGUGGAUCUGAAGAUUUGUUGUGGAAAUGGGAUGCUUUAAAGGCUUAUCAGAACUUUGUUUUUGAAGAAGACAGAUUACAUAGUAUACAGAUUGCAAAUCACAUUUGCAGUUUAAUCCAGAAAGGCAAUAUAGUUGUUCAGUGGAAGCUAUAUAAUUACAUAUUUAAUCCUGUGCUCCAAAGAGGAGUUGAAUUAGCACAUCAUUGUCAACACCUAAGCAUUACUUCAGCUCAGAGUCAUGUAUGUAGUCAUCGUAACCAGUGCUUGCCUCAGGACGUGCUUCAGAUUUAUGUAAAAACUCUGCCUAUCCUGCUUAAAUCCAGGGUAAUAAGAGAUUUGUUUUUGAGUUGUAAUGGAGUAAAUCAAAUAAUCGAAUUAAAUUACUUAAAUGGUAUUCGAAGUCAUUCUCUAAAAGCAUUUGAAACUCUGAUAAUCAGCCUAGAGGAGCAACAGAAAGAUGCCUCAGUUCCAGGUAUUGAUGGGAUAGACAAUGAACAGAAGGAGUUGUCCUCUGUACAUGUAGGUACUUCUUUUCAUCAUCAGCAAGCUUAUUCGGAUUCUCCUCAGAGUCUCAGCAGAUUUUAUGCUGGCCUCAAAGAAGCUUAUCCAAAGAGGCGGAAGACUGUUAACCAGGAUGUUCAUAUCAACACAAUAAACCUAUUCCUCUGUGUGGCAUUUUUAUGCAUAAGUAAAGAAGCAGAGUCUGAUAGGGAGUUGGCCAAUGACUCAGAAGAUACUUCUGGCUAUGACAGCACAACCAGCGAGCCUUUAAGUCAUAUGCUGCCAUGUUUAUCUCUCGAGAGCCUUGCCUUGCCUUCUCCUGAACAUAUGCACCAAGCAGCAGACAUUUGGUCUAUGUGUCGUUGGAUCUACAUGUUGAGUUCAGUCUUCCAGAAACAGUUUUAUAGGUUUGGUGGUUUCCAAGUAUGCCAUAAGUUAAUAUUUAUGAUAAUACAGAAACUGUUCAGAAGUCACAAAGAGGAGCAAGGAAAAAAGGAGGGAGAUACAACUGUAAAUGAAAACCAGGAUUUAAACAGAAUUUCUCAACCUGAGAUAACUAUGAAGGAAGAUUUAUUAUCUUUGACUAUACCAUCUGAUGGUAUCAUACCAUCAGAACUAGGUAGCCUAAAAAAGAGUGCUGACAGUUUAGGUAAAUUAGAGUUACAGCAUAUUUCUUCCAUGAAUGUGGAACAAAUUUCAGCUAGUGAAGCUGCUCCCGAGGAAGCAAAGAUAUUUACAAGUCAAGAAAGUGAGACCUCACUUCAGAGUAUACGACUUUUGGAAGCCCUUCUGGCCAUUUGUCUUCAUGGUGCCAGAACUAGUCAACAGAAGAUGGAAUUGGAGUUACCUAAUCAGAACUUGUCUGUGGAAAAUAUAUUAUUUGAAAUGAGGGACCAUCUUUCCCAGUCAAAGGUGAUUGAAACACAACUAGCAAAGCCAUUAUUUGAUGCCCUGCUUCGAGUUGCCCUUGGGAAUUAUUCAGCAGAUUUUGAACAUAGUGAUGCUGUGACUGAGAAGAGUCGUCAAUCUGCAGAAGAAUUGUCAUCCCAGCCUGGUGAUUUUUCAGAAGAAGCUGAGGAUUCUCAGUGUUGUAGUUUUAAGCUUUUAGUUGAAGAAGAAGGUUAUGAAGCAGAUAGUGAAAGCAAUCCUGAAGAUGGCAAAACCCAAGAUGAUGGGGUAGACUUAAAGUCUGAAACAGAAGGUUUCAGUGCAUCAAGAAGUCCAAAUGACUUACUCGAAAACCUCACUCAAGGGGAAAUACUAUAUCCUGAGAUUUGUAUGCUGGAAUUAAAUUUGCUUUCUGCUAGUAAAGCCAAACUUGAUGUGCUUGCCCAUGUAUUUGAGAGUUUUUUGAGAAUUAUUAGGCAGAAAGAAAAGAAUAUUUUUCUGCUCAUGCAACAGGGAACUGUGAAAAAUCUUUUAGGAGGAUUCUUGAGUAUUUUAACACAGGCCGAUUCUGAUUUUCAAGCAUGCCAGAAAGUAUUGGUGGAUCUUUUGGUAUCUUUGAUGAGUUCAAGAACAUGUUCAGAAGAGCUAACCCUUCUUUUGAGAAUAUUUCUGGAGAAAUCUCCUUGCACAAAAAUUCUUCUUCUAGGUAUUCUGAAAAUUAUUGAAAGUGAUACUACUAUGAGCCCUUCACAGUAUCUAACCUUCCCUUUACUGCACACUCCAAAUUUAAGCAACGGUGUUUCAUCACAAAAGUAUCCUGGGAUUUUAAACAGUAAGGCCAUGGGUUUAUUGAGAAGAGCACGAGUUUCACGGAGCAAGAAAGAGGCUGAUAGAGAGAGUUUUCCCCAUCGGCUGCUUUCAUCUUGGCACAUAGCCCCAGUCCACCUGCCGCUGCUGGGGCAAAACUGCUGGCCACACCUAUCAGAAGGUUUCAGUGUUUCACUGUGGUUUAAUGUGGAGUGUAUCCAUGAAGCUGAGAGUACCGCAGAAAAAGGAAAGAACAUAAAGAAAAGAAACAAAUCAUUAAUUUUACCAGAUAGCAGCUUUGAUGGUACAGGGAGCGACAGACCGGAAGGUGCAGAGUACAUAAAUCCUGGUGAAAGACUCAUAGAAGAAGGAUGUAUUCAUAUAAUUUCACUGGGAUCCAAAGCGUUGAUGAUCCAAGUGUGGGCUGAUCCCCACAAUGCCAGUUUUAUCUUUCGUGUGUGCAUGGAUUCAAAUGAUGACGUGAAAGCUGUUUUACUAGCACAGGUUGAAUCACAGGAGAAUAUUUUCCUCCCAAGCAAAUGGCAACAUUUAGUACUCACCUACUUACAGCAGCCCCAAGGGAAAAAGAAGAUUCAUGGGAAAAUCUCCAUAUGGGUCUCUGGACAGAGGAAGCCUGAUGUUACUUUGGAUUUUAUGCUUCCAAGAAAAACAAGUUUGUCAUCUGAUAGCAAUAAAACAUUUUGCAUGAUUGGCCAUUGUUUAUCAUCCCAAGAAGAGUUUUUGCAGUUAGCUGGAAAAUGGGACCUGGGAAAUUUGCUUCUCUUCAAUGGAGCUAAGGUUGGUUCACAAGAGGCCUUUUAUCUGUAUGCUUGUGGGCCCAACCAUACAUCUGUAAUGCCAUGUAAGUAUGGCAAGCCAGUGAAUGACUACUCCAAAUAUAUUAAUAAAGAAAUUUUGCGAUGUGAACAAAUCAGAGAACUUUUUAUGACCAAGAAAGAUGUGGAUAUUGGUCUCUUAAUUGAAAGUCUUUCAGUUGUUUAUACAACUUACUGUCCUGCUCAGUACACCAUCUAUGAGCCAGUGAUUAGACUUAAAGGUCAAAUGAAAACCCAACUCUCUCAAAGACCCUUCAGCUCAAAAGAAGUUCAGAGCAUCUUAUUAGAACCUCAUCAUCUAAAGAAUCUCCAACCUACUGAAUAUAAAACCAUUCAAGGCAUUCUGCACGAAAUUGGUGGAACUGGUGUAUUUGUUUUUCUCUUUGCUAGGGUCAUUGAACUCAGUAGCUGUGAAGAAACUCAAGCAUUAGCACUGCGAGUUAUACUCUCAUUAAUUAAAUACAACCAACAAAGAGUACAUGAAUUAGAAAAUUGUAAUGGACUUUCGAUGAUUCAUCAGGUGUUGAUGAAACAAAAAUGCAUUGUUGGGUUUUACAUUUUGAAGACCCUUCUCGAAGGAUGCUGUGGUGAAGAUAUUAUUUAUAUGAAUGAGAAUGGCGAGUUUAAGUUGGAUGUAGACUCUAAUGCUAUAAUCCAAGAUGUUAAGCUGUUAGAGGAACUGUUGCUUGACUGGAAGAUAUGGAAUAAAGCAGAGCAAGGUGUUUGGGAAACUUUGUUAGCGGCUCUAGAAGUCCUCAUCAGAGCAGAUCACCACCAGCAGAUGUUUAAUAUUAAGCAGUUAUUGAAAGCUCAAGUGGUUCAUCACUUUCUACUGACUUGUCAGGUUUUGCAGGAACACAAAGAGGGGCAACUCACACCCAUGCCCCGAGAGGUUUGUAGAUCAUUUGUGAAAAUUAUAGCAGAAGUCCUUGGAUCUCCUCCAGAUUUGGAAUUAUUGACAAUUAUCUUCAAUUUCCUUUUAGCAGUUCACCCUCCUACUAAUACUUACGUUUGUCACAAUCCCACGAACUUCUACUUUUCUUUGCACAUAGAUGGCAAGAUCUUUCAGGAGAAAGUACAGUCAAUCAUGUACCUGAGGCAUUCCAGCAGUGGAGGAAGGUCCCUUAUGAGCCCUGGAUUUAUGGUAAUAAGCCCAUCUGGUUUUACUGCUUCACCAUAUGAAGGAGAGAAUUCCUCUAAUAUUAUUCCACAACAGAUGGCCGCCCAUAUGCUGCGUUCUAGAAGCCUACCAGCAUUCCCUACUUCUUCACUACUAAUGCAAUCACAAAAACUGACUGGAAGUUUGGGUUGUAGUAUUGACAGGUUACAAAAUAUUGCAGAUACUUAUGUUGCCAUCCAAUCAGAGAAACAAAAUUCUUUGGGGAGUUCCGACACACUGAAAAAAGGCAAAGAGGAUGCAUUCAUCAGUAGCUGUGAGUCUGCAAAAACUGUUUGUGAAAUGGAAGCUGUUCUCUCAGCCCAAGUCUCUGUCAGUGAUGUCCCAAAAGGAGUGCUGGGAUUUCCAGUGGUCAAAGCAGAUCAUAAAGAGUUGGGAGCAGAACCCAGGUCAGAAGAUGACAGUCCUGGGGAUGAGUCCUGCCCACGCCGACCUGAUCACCUAAAGGGGUUGGCCUCCUUCCAGCGAAGCCACAGCACUGUUGCAAGCCUUGGGCUAGCCUUUCCUUCACAGAAUGGAUCUGCAGCUGUUGGCCGUUGGCCAAGUCUUGUUGAUAGAAACACUGAUGACUGGGAAAACUUUGCCUAUUCUCUUGGUUAUGAGCCAAAUUACAUCCGAACUGCAAGUGCUCACAGUGUAACUGAAGACUGUUUGGUACCUAUAUGCUGUGGAUUAUAUGAACUCCUAAGUGGGGUUCUUCUUAUCCUGCCUGAUGUUAUGCUUGAAGAUGUGAUGGACAAGCUUAUUCAAGCAGAUACACUUUUGGUCCUCAUUAACCACCCAUCACCAGCUAUACAACAAGGUGUUAUUAAACUAUUAGAUGCAUAUUUUGCUAGAGCAUCUAAGGAACAAAAGGAUAAAUUUCUGAAGAAUCGUGGAUUUUCCUUGCUAGCCAACCAGUUGUAUCUUCAUCGAGGAACUCAAGAAUUGUUAGAAUGCUUCAUUGAAAUGUUCUUUGGUCGACAUAUUGGCCUUGAUGAAGAAUUUGAUCUGGAAGAUGUGAGAAAUACGGGACUGUUUCAGAAGUGGUCUGUCAUUCCUAUUCUAGGACUAAUCGAGACCUCUCUGUAUGACAACGUACUCUUGCAUAAUGCUCUUUUACUUCUUCUCCAAAUUUUAAACUCCUGUUCUAAGGUAGCAGAUAUGUUGCUGGAUAAUGGUCUACUCUAUGUGUUAUGUAAUACAGUAGCAGCCCUGAAUGGAUUAGAAAAGAACAUUCCCGUCAGUGAAUAUAAAUUGCUUGCGUGUGAUAUACAGCAACUUUUCAUAGCAGUUACAAUUCAUGCUUGCAGUUCCUCGGGCUCACAAUAUUUUAGGGUUAUUGAAGACCUUAUUGUAAUGCUUGGAUAUCUUCAAAAUAGCAAAAACAAGAGGACACAAAAUAUGGCUGUUGCACUACAGCUUAGAGUUCUCCAGGCUGCUAUGGAAUUUAUAAGGACCACCGCAAAUCAUGACUCUGAAAACCUCACAGAUUCACUCCAGUCACCUUCUGCUCCCCAUCAUGCAGUAGUUCAAAAGCGGAAAAGCAUUGCUGGUCCUCGAAAAUUUCCGCUUGCUCAAACUGAAUCGCUUCUGAUGAAAAUGCGUUCAGUGGCAAAUGAUGAGCUUCAUGUGAUGAUGCAACGGAGAAUGAGCCAGGAGAACCCUAGCCAGGCGACUGAAACGGAACUUGCACAGAGACUACAGAGGCUCACCGUUUUAGCAGUCAACAGGAUUAUUUAUCAAGAGUUUAAUUCAGACAUUAUUGACAUUUUGAGAACUCCAGAAAAUGUAACUCAAAGCAAGACCUCAGUUUUCCAGACUGAAAUUUCUGAGGAAAAUAUGCAUCAUGAACAGUCUUCUGUUUUCAAUCCAUUUCAGAAAGAAAUUUUUACAUAUCUGGUAGAAGGAUUCAAAGUAUCUAUUGGUUCAAGUAAAGCCAGUGGUUCCAAGCAGCAAUGGAUGAAAAUUCUGUGGUCUUGUAAGGAGACCUUCCGAACGCAGCUUGGGAGACUCCUAGUGCAUAUUUUGUCACCAGCCCACACUGCACAAGAGAGAAAGCAAAUUUUUGAAAUACUUCAUGAACCAAAUCAUCAGGAAAUACUGCGAGACUGUCUCAGCCCAUCCCUACAACAUGGAGCCAAGUUAGUUUUGUAUUUGUCAGAGUUGAUACAUAAUCACCAAGAUGAAUUGACUGAAGAAGAGCUAGACACAGCAGAACUACUUAUGAAUGCUUUGAAGUUAUGUGGUCACAAGUGCAUCCCUCCCAGUGCAUCAACAAAAGCAGACCUUAUUAAAAUGAUCAAAGAGGAACAAAAGAAAUAUGAAACUGAAGAAGGAGUGAAUAAAGCUACUUGGCAGAAAACGGUUAAUAAUAAUCAACAAAGUCUCUUUCAGCGUCUGGAUUCAAAAUCAAAGGAUAUAUCUAAAAUAGCUGCAGAUAUCACCCAGGCAGUGUCUCUCUCCCAAGGAAUUGAGAGAAAAAAGGUGAUCCAGCACAUUAGAGGAAUGUAUAAAGUAGAUUUGAGUGCCAGCAGACACUGGCAGGAACUUAUUCAGCAACUGACACAUGAUAGAGCAGUAUGGUAUGACCCCAUCUACUAUCCAACUUCAUGGCAGUUGGAUCCAACAGAAGGACCAAAUCGAGAGAGGAGACGUUUACAGAGAUGUUAUUUAACUAUUCCAAAUAAGUAUCUCCUUAGGGAUAGACAAAAAUCAGAAGAUGUUGUCAAACCACCACUCUCUUACCUAUUUGAAGACAAAACUCAUUCUUCUUUCUCUUCUACUGUCAAAGACAAAGCUGCAAGUGAAUCUAUAAGAAUAAAUCGAAGAUGUAUCAGUGUUGCACCAUCUAGAGAGACAGCUGGUGAAUUGUUACUAGGUAAAUGUGGAAUGUAUUUUGUGGAAGAUAAUGCUUCUGAUACAGUUGAAAGUUCGAGCCUUCAGGGAGAGUUAGAACCAGCAUCAUUUUCCUGGACAUAUGAAGAAAUUAAAGAAGUUCACAAGCGUUGGUGGCAAUUGAGAGAUAAUGCUGUAGAAAUCUUUCUAACAAAUGGCAGAACACUCCUGUUGGCAUUUGAUAACACCAAGGUUCGUGAUGAUGUAUACCACAAUAUACUCACAAAUAACCUCCCUAAUCUUCUGGAAUAUGGUAACAUCACUGCUCUGACAAAUUUAUGGUAUACUGGACAAAUUACUAAUUUUGAAUAUUUGACUCACUUAAACAAACAUGCUGGCCGAUCCUUCAAUGAUCUCAUGCAGUAUCCUGUGUUCCCAUUUAUACUUGCUGACUAUAUUAGUGAGACACUUGACCUCAAUGAUCCGUUGAUAUACAGAAAUCUCUCUAAACCUAUAGCUGUUCAGUAUAAAGAAAAAGAAGAUCGUUAUGUGGACACAUACAAGUACUUGGAGGAAGAGUACCGCAAAGGAGCCAGGGAAGAUGACCCCAUGCCUCCCGUGCAGCCCUAUCACUAUGGCUCCCACUAUUCCAACAGCGGGACUGUGCUUCACUUCCUGGUCAGGAUGCCUCCUUUCACUAAAAUGUUUUUAGCCUAUCAAGAUCAAAGUUUUGACAUUCCAGACAGAACUUUUCAUUCUACAAAUACAACUUGGCGACUCUCAUCUUUUGAAUCUAUGACUGACGUGAAAGAACUUAUUCCAGAGUUCUUCUAUCUUCCAGAGUUCCUAGUUAACCGUGAAGGUUUUGAUUUUGGUGUGCGUCAGAAUGGUGAACGGGUUAAUCACGUCAACCUUCCGCCUUGGGCACGUAAUGAUCCUCGUCUUUUUAUCCUCAUCCAUCGGCAGGCUCUAGAGUCUGACUGCGUGUCCCAGAACAUCUGUCAGUGGAUUGACUUGGUGUUUGGUUAUAAGCAAAAGGGGAAGGCUUCUGUUCAAGCAAUCAAUGUUUUUCAUCCUGCUACAUAUUUUGGAAUGGAUGUCUCUGCAGUUGAAGAUCCGGUUCAGAGAAGAGCGCUAGAAACCAUGAUAAAAACCUAUGGGCAGACUCCCCGUCAGCUGUUCCACACAGCCCAUGUGAGCAGACCUGGAGCCAAGCUCAAUAUUGAAGGAGAGCUUCCAGCUGCUGUGGGGUUGCUAGUGCAGUUUGCUUUCAGGGAGACCCGAGAACAAGUCAAAGAAAUCACCUAUCCGAGUCCUUUGUCAUGGAUAAAAGGCUUGAAAUGGGGGGAAUACGUGGGUUCCCCCAGUGCUCCAGUACCUGUGGUCUGCUUCAGCCAGCCCCACGGAGAAAGAUUUGGCUCUCUCCAGGCUCUGCCCACCAGAGCAAUCUGUGGUUUGUCACGGAAUUUCUGUCUUCUGAUGACAUAUAGCAAGGAACAAGGUGUGAGAAGCAUGAACAGUACGGACAUUCAGUGGUCAGCCAUCCUGAGCUGGGGAUAUGCUGAUAAUAUUUUAAGGUUGAAGAGUAAACAAAGUGAGCCUCCAGUAAACUUCAUUCAAAGUUCACAACAGUACCAGGUUACCAGUUGUGCUUGGGUGCCUGACAGUUGCCAGCUGUUUACUGGAAGCAAAUGCGGUGUCGUCACAGCCUACACAAACAGAUUUACAAGCAGCACGCCAUCAGAGAUAGAAAUGGAGACUCAGAUACAUCUCUAUGGUCACACAGAAGAGAUAACCAGCUUAUUUGUUUGCAAACCAUACAGUAUACUGAUAAGUGUGAGCAGAGACGGAACCUGCAUCAUAUGGGAUUUAAACAGGUUAUGCUAUGUACAAAGUCUGGCGGGACACAAAAGCCCUGUCACGGCUGUCUCUGCCAGUGAAACCUCAGGUGACAUUGCUACUGUGUGUGAUUCAGCUGGUGGAGGCAGUGACCUCAGACUCUGGACGGUGAACGGGGAUCUCGUUGGACACGUCCACUGCAGGGAGAUCAUCUGUUCUGUGGCUUUCUCCAACCAGCCCGAGGGAGUAUCUAUCAAUGUAAUUGCUGGGGGAUUAGAAAAUGGAAUUGUAAGGUUAUGGAGUACAUGGGACUUAAAGCCUGUGAGAGAAAUUACAUUUCCCAAAUCAAAUAAGCCCAUCAUCAGCCUUACAUUUUCUUGUGAUGGCCACCAUUUGUACACAGCAAACAGUGAUGGGACCGUGAUUGCCUGGUGUCGGAAGGACCAGCAGCGCUUGAAACAGCCAAUGUUCUAUUCCUUCCUUAGCAACUAUGCAGCCGGGUGAAUGCAAAUGAACUUUGCGUUCUCCAGAGCACUUUAACUCCAAACUAGAUUUGUUGACUUCACCAGUUUUAGGAGGUUGAACCUAAAGAAAUGGAUGACUGAACAAACCAUCCAAAUAAUGAUAAAGUCUAUUCAUCUGCACAAAAUUCUAAAGAUGUACAUGAUCCUAAGAGGAAAGUUCUGUUCUGUUUUAAUGAUAAUCUGGAAGAUUGUGUCAAUAUGCACUAGCUAACAAGUUUUAAGCCUUGCAUGGUAUAUUAAAAUGAUAUUCUUAAAAUUUUUUCCCACCAAGGUAUUCCAAAGAAAAUAUUAAGGUCUUCCCUUUUUCUAUGAUUCCAAAAGAACCAGUAGAAUUUAAAUUGGUUAGCUAAUUGUUUAUAUAAAACACAGUAAAAUUAUAUUUUAAAAGUUUUCUGCCAUGAAAUACUCCUCCCACCACACACACAUGCUCCAAAAGAGGAAAGAAAAAAUGAUAAUUUUUAGGACUUGAUAAUUGCUUUAUUUGAGAAGCAAAUUAUUCAGUAGGUGCCUCUGUACCAAAUAUUUUAUGGAGUGUCUGAAUACUAAAAAUAAACUAUGAAUGAAUCUCAAAGUUAGGCAGUUUUUGCCAGUUUCCUUCUUAGCUCAAAGGAGAACCAGAAUUUUUUUGACAGCCACAAACAAGAAUACAGGUAUCUUGGAUUUCAGACACAUUCUGUUUCUUCAUAAAAAUUUUACUUAAAAUGUGUAACACUAGAUAUUAAAUAUCCUUAGUUGAGUCACUAAGGUUUAAACACAGUGGUAAGUCUUAAAGUCUGCUAUUUUUAGAGCAUUGAAUCUGUACCAAAUUGCAAUAGAAAGCCUCCAGUAUGCAAGAAGUUUGCGUGGGUAUUAAGAAUACAGCCUAAAUAAGCCAUUUAAUCUAAUCUGCAGGAAGAAUUUUCUUCCCCAAAACAGAAUUAGAAAAGAAAAGGAGACAGCUUACUUUAUUUUAAACAGGAGGCAGAAUAAUUCUUUUAGGAAACCAUUUUCAUUCUGUUUCUACUAACCUAUAUCAUCUGAGAAUUCUAGGAAGAAGAAUAAAAUCUAGUGUAUUCCACAGCAAACUUACAUACCAUACAGACAGAAUUCCUAACUAUCUUGGAACCGUCUGUCUCUCCCAUAUGAUGGCUGUCUGUAUAUUUUUACUUGGGGUGGUGCUUUAUUGGCUUUGAAAACACUGUCAAAUAAGCUCAGUAAUAUGUUACCAUGGGAUAAAAAUAUGUAUCCCUGCCUAAGAAUAACUUGUGCAUUUGUUAUGGAAAUUUAAUUCAUAUGGUGUUUACAGUACUACUUUUGUAACUUCCAGACUUUCUAAAACAUUCUGCUUAAAAACCAUACAAAAUAUAAUUCCAAAGUCUCUGCUGUCAAGAUAGAUUCGAGAGAAAGCAAGUGGCCAUGUAUGCUUUAACCUUAAACUGCGUACACAUGUAGUGAUACCUAGGCUGCAUUUAGAUCACCAUGUGCUCAGGCCAGGUGUUAAUCCUGAGGUCCAUGGAGGUGCAGAGAUGAGAUUACUCCUAUUCACGUUGAAGUGAUUUGCUUUGUUAACAAACAAUUGCAGCUAUUGUCUAGCUUUCAUUUUUUUACUGAGAACUUUAAAUUAGUCCCCUAUUAGAAUAGGGUUGCUACUCAGUCUUUUUUUAAAAACCGAGUUUCAUCAUUUAUCUAAACAGAAAAUAUGCAAAAUAACUGGUCUUGUUAAGAGUGCAAUAUUAUAUUUUUAUGUACAAAUAAAAAUUAAUUUGGGGGGAUUAUUUAUUCAGCAUGAAACCUAAUAUGUAUAUGUUUGAAAUACUUCAUAAUGUGCAUGUUGUAGCAAACAUUUCUGUAAAUUAUCACAAGCUCUGUUACCUUUAUAUACACUGCCACUUCAAUUUGGAAAUAAAUUUCAUAAAAAUAGA